AUGCGACGCCUAUGGACCGUAGUCGCGCUCGCCCUCGCCGUCGGCGCCUCGACCAGCCGCGUGCUCAGUGACGCAGAUGACAUCGUCGACACGGUCCCGAAGGACGUCUCGUGUACAAAGGUCAAGAAGUGCGACGACAACAACGAAUGCGUCCUCGUCUGCGACCGCGGGUCGGUCGAGAUCGACCCGUGGGCCGCGCACGCGCUCAAGCUCCAGCGUCGGCUCGCCUACACGCACUCGCUCUGCCACGCGCAGCUCCCAGGCUCGCACAACUCGGCCAUCAACAUGGUUGACGGCUACGGCGUCGAAGACCACGUCUUUGAGGGCAUCCUCAAGUACUUUCCGUGGUUCACGAGCAACCUCGUCGUGCACACCAACGAUCAGCUCUUUAGCAUGACGGACCAGUUGCGCAUGGGUGCGCGCUUCAUGGAGCUCGACGUGCACUGGGUCGACGACGAUCUGCGUAUUGCGCACUGUGGCGGCUUUGACUCGUCCGUCCUCGAUGACUUUGUCUCGGGUAUCAACGCGAUCGCCAAGCUCCUCGGCAUGGAGAUCCAGUGGGACUCGGAGACCGUUGGGUGCAAGCCGUCGCUGAGUAGUAUCCCCGCGCACCAGCAGCGUCCGGCCCUGCACGCGCUCCAGGAAAUCGCAGACUGGGUCCAUGCGCCAGGAAAUGCCGGAGAAUUUGUCCUCAUCUACUUUGACGAUCAAAUCAACCUUCUCAAGUGGCACAAGGUCGAGCUGCUCCUCGACUACAUCAAGCAAGCGUUCGCCGUCGACGAGAUUCUCAAGCCCUCUGACGUGCAGCACGGUGCGAGCUGGCCCACGUAUGAAGCGCUGCUUGCCUCCGGGAAGCGCGUCGCCUUUCUCUCGGUCUCGGACUACGCGCCGAUCGGCGACGAACUGCUCUUCCACAAGUACGCGCUCUGUGGGUGGCAAGAACCCGACUUGCCAUUCACGCCGUACCCUGCGUGCAGCUUCAAGAACUGGAAGACGGGCACGAUUGUCAACGACCACAUUCUGUUUCGCCCCGAGACGAGCGAGAUCCAGUACGGCUUUAUCAACGCCGACGGCCACGUCGGUCCGAACGAGUUCCUCAUCGACAACGCGCUCUUGCCGCGCCUCAUGGAGUGCAACGUCAAGAUCCCGUCGCCCGACAAUUUGACGCCCAACCGCAUGGCCGCCAUGAUCUGGUCGUUUGCAGAACACGAGCCUUCCGACGUUAGCGCGUGCGUGGCCAUGCCCCGGCGCUCAACCGCUCGCUGGUACUCGCAUGAUUGCACCGCCAGCCGUGGCUUCCGCCCUGCGUGCUACACCAAUGCGACGGCCGAGAGCUCGUUUGCGCACUGGACGCUCGGUGACGUCUCGGACGGCCACCACGUCACGUGCCCGAGCGGGUACACGUACGGCGCGCCCACGAACGGGUAUGAGAACCGCGUCCUCUUUGACCUGCUGUGGAAUGACAGCCCGGCGACAACCGCGGGCAUUUGGAUCAACGCCAAGCCAUACAUGGACCACGUCGACGGCAUGGCGCCCGUGUAUGCGUACGACCAAGCCCGCCUCGCGACGUGA
Saprolegnia diclina VS20 is the source of this 1572-nucleotide messenger RNA. RefSeq lists its product as hypothetical. The record is from RefSeq and is a predicted model, not a curated record. The transcript has 5 exons. Bases 1 to 1572 code for a protein of 523 amino acids. NCBI's taxonomy places the organism in Eukaryota, Oomycota, Saprolegniomycetes, Saprolegniales, Saprolegniaceae. Gene Ontology annotation, molecular function: phosphoric diester hydrolase activity. Gene Ontology annotation, biological process: lipid metabolic process.